Messenger RNA from Chilo suppressalis (striped riceborer), 5808 nucleotides. The record is from the annotation of a GenBank genome assembly. Lineage: Eukaryota; Metazoa; Arthropoda; Insecta; Lepidoptera; Crambidae.
GGGAUAUCAAGCGCCGGCGCACGGAAAAAAGUAAAAACAUUGUACCAAUCGCUACUCAAUAAUAUCAGCGCGAGCGCAACAACAGCUUUUUUCCGGACAUUUCUAAUUUGGACAUCGCCCAUAACGGACGUGUUCCAAGCUCGCGUGACAAAUAAAAACGUAACAAUUGAUGACCCCCGAAGAACACUUUUACUGCGAAGAGCUUUUUGAGUUGUGAAUUCUAUUGGUGGUUUGUUGUUGAGUUAUGUGUCGUGGUGGUUGAUGAUUCAUUGAAGCGAUGAUGAAGAACCGCGGGCGCUGUGUUCUAGCGCUUUUUAUGCUUGCCGCGCUUUUGGAAAUUGAAGCUUACAGCCCUAGAGAGUGCGGUGUUCCCCUGAGGAGGCACACCAGACAGCCAAGGGAGCGUUCCGCGGGCCAGCUGCGCAUCAUCAGGGGGAGGGAGUCCAAGAGAGGAGCGUGGCCUUGGCAGGUAUCCUUACAACUCCUGCACCCCAACUACGGGCUGAUCGGCCACUGGUGCGGAGGGGUGCUGGUCCACCCCCUGUGGCUGCUCACCACUGCGCACUGCAUCCAUAAUGAGCUGUUCAACUUGCCAGUCCCAGCGCUGUGGACAGCGGUGCUGGGAGAAUGGGAUCGGGCGGAGCAGCGAGGCGCUUACGUCCCCAUAGAGAGGAUAGUGCUGCACCACCGGUUCCAUAACUACCAGCAUGAUAUAGCCCUCAUGAAGAUGACUAAACCAGCAGACGUCAGUGCAGGGAGCAAAAUUCGGACCAUUUGCCUACCUCCAUUUGUGUCUGCUGCGAAUUUAGACGAACAAAAAAUCUCCGGAUUUUAUUCCCGACCAGCGCCUAGUGAACCGCCAAAAAGGAAAACGACGAAGCCUUCCAAACCUAAACCUGAUACAGCCGUUAAAUAUCUGGAGAAGCUCAAUAAUUUAACUAAGUCUGUUUUCUCUGGAUUAACAAGCAAGAAGCACAAAAACUUAAGGUACAAUGUGAGAGUAGCCAACGAUUCCAAUAAACAAACGAACAAGGACACUAAGGACGAAGAAUUAUACAAAAGUGAUGAUGACAACACAAAAAGUGAUUUAGUGUAUGAUAGUGCAACUUUAGAUAGCGUUGUGAGAUUAAUACGGAAUCAAUUAUCUAGAGCGAUGCGUGUAAAUCUAAAUGAGAGAAGUGAUAAAAAGUUGAUGUUCGGUGAAGAAAUAGACCCGUUUAUUGAUAACAAUAAUGCGAUAGACUUCAAAGACGAGUGUUAUGCGACGGGUUGGGGUAGGGAACAGACAAAUGGGACUUUGACAGACGUUUUGUUAGAAGCCGAAGUGCCAAUACUACCGCUGAGGAUUUGUAGAGAUAAGUAUUCCCUCACUUUGCCGUUGAAUGAGGGGCACCUGUGCGCUGGUAGCACAGAUGGCAGUACGGGAGCAUGUGUGGGAGACAGCGGAGGUCCUCUCCAGUGCAGAUCUGGCGGUCGCUGGGAACUCCGAGGUCUGACCUCAUUUGGGUCCGGCUGCGCUAGGAGAGGCGUCCCCGAUGUCUACACCAACGUAGCUCACUACGUGUCUUGGAUAUACGCUCACGUUUAUGCCACGUAGAUUUCUGAUGUACAAGUGUUAUUUUGGGCAUUCCAGCUUUGUAUGAAUAAGCUCGUAUUCUGAUAUCAAUAGGGGACAAAUGUUUAGUCUUGUAUUGACAGAUCUCCCUGUUACACCGUUAUACGGUGUGGUACAUCGUUAUACGGUUAGUAAUUACAUAGUUUUUAACCGUAACCUGCGAUGAACUCUUAAAUGUACAUAAAAAUAUUUGUUUUCGAAAAUACGAGUACCUAUAAUAUGUAUUAAUGCAUUUCAAAUUGCAAUUGUAUAUGAUAGUCUAAAUAAUACAAGUCAGCCAAAAAACUUAUCUUCUGUACCCCUAGCAUGAACCAAUAUCGAAUUCGAAUAGUUUGCGAGUUCAAAAUGUGAUUGUCGAAUGUGCGGGCGCUGCUGUUCAAAUUUCCAUACAAAAUUGCUGCUAGAGGUACUGAUUUUCAAUCAUAACAAACAUAAAGGUGUUAUUACAAUUGAAAAUUCGUGAAUAACAUGUUAAGACAAAAGGUGACAAAAUAACUUAUCGUACUGAAGUUAUAUUUAAAAGACCUAUAAAAAACAAAAGGCUUUUAAUAUAAUUGUUACUUAAUAUUAUAAGAAACAAUUAAAAGUUCAUUGUUAACUGUAACGCCGUAAAAGUUGCGCUAUUUAAGUUGUUCAAUCAGUGUAAAUUCGUAUCCACGUAGUCACUACGACUUUCGCUAGAUGGCGCAUAUUUUUAUUACAUAAUUAUUAUGGCGCAAUUACAUUUGGUCGUUUGGCCUUCAUUUGGCUUUAAUUUUAUCUGUUACUAAAUAUUAUAAGAAACAAUUAAAAGUUCUUUGAUAUCUGUAAGGCCGUAAAAGUAGCGCUAUUUAAGUUGUUCAAUCAGUGUAAAUUCGUGUCCACGUAGUCACUACGACUUUCGCUAGAUGGCGCAUAUUUUUAUUACAUAAUUAUUAUGGCGCAAUUACAUUUGGUCGUUUGGCCUUCAUUUGGCUUUAAUUUUAUCUGUUACUAAAUAUUAUAAGAAACAAUUAAAAGUUCUUUGAUAUCUGUAAGGCCGUAAAAGUAGCGCUAUUCAAGUUGUUCAAUCAGUGUAAAUUCGUGUCCACGUAGUCACUACGACUUUCGCUAGAUGGCGCAUAUUUUUAUUACAUAUUAUGGCGCAAUUACAUUUGGUCAUAAGCCUUAUUCGGGUGCACGAAAGACAUUACUCGAAUUCGGUCAUCCGAAGCAAUAUUUACACUGGAAUACCGGCUGGAAGACGUUGUCGGGUAAAGAAAAGGAUAUCUACCCGAAUAUGGGCGCACUCGAGUCCGUUCAUUUACACUCAGUUAUUUACCCGAAUUCCAUUGGCACUCGUAUUCGGGCUAAUGUUCAAGUGUAAUCGCGCCAUUAUUAAAUGGAAAUUUCUUGCCAUUACCCGUAUUACCGUAGAAGUGGUUUAUUUUAAGCCUGCAAGGUCAUUUAGUACCCCUAGCACGAUCCAAUAUCAAAUUCGUAUCGUUUGCGAGUCCAAAAUGUCAUUGUCAAAUGUGUACCUACUGAUUUUUAGUUCUCGUUACGUACUUUGUGCCGCUGCUGUUCAAGUUAUUUGAAUUCGAUAAUGGUUCGUGCUAGGGGUACAGGACGAAGAUUGAAUAUCUCGCCCUAUGUUACAUACAUAGAUAACAUAUGUUGUGUCAGGGCGAGAAACUGGCCAGCGUUGUAAAAGAUCAUCAUCAGCAACCUAUUAAUGUCCCCACUGCUGUAGCAAAGUCCUUCCCUAUGGAUGGAAUAGGGAGAUUGGGCCAUGACCCACCACGUGGGCCCAGUGCAGAUUGGCGGGUGCUAACGACUGCAUAUGCAGCCGGGACCAACAGCUUGACGUGCCGUCCGAAGCACGGAGGAACUCGAGAUAGAAAAUUUUUGAUCACCCAUCCAAUAUCAGACCACUGCGAAAGUUGCUUAACUUCAACGAUCGCAGCCGAACGCGCUAACCACCCGCGCCAUCGAGCUCCUCCUCGUUGUAAAAGAUACUUUAGUUUUUAUAAUGGCAGUGCAAGGCAGCCUCUGUAGUGCUGUCAAAUUUUUGUCAAUUGGCCCGUGAUUACAUCCUAAAGUAAUAAUAACCCGGUCUCUAUUCUCUAUUUAAGUAUUGUUUAUGUACCUCUGUUAAUAAUGUUUACCAGUUACCAUUUCCUUUAAUAGAUUUUAAUGAAUAUUUUAUAUUUAAUAAUCUGACACAGUGAGUAUCUACAAUUGGAAUUUUAAUGGGACCAAUGAAUAUUAUACAACAAUCGAUUACCAAUAUUUUGUAAAUAUGACAUCUAGUCUUUUUUACUAUAAGGAACAUGUAGUAUAAAAAAUUGUAAAUAAAUAAAUAAAUAUUUUGUCUAAAAGAGGGAAACUAAAGUAUUUUAUUAUACUGCUCAUUUGCAGCUGUAAGUUUUAAUCCAUGACCACUCAAAGACCUGUGAUUAAAUUAGUUUAGUUGUAUAUUAUAUAUAUUUCAGAAUUAUGUACAUGUUCAUAUUCCGUUGCACCGAAUGCACCAUUCGUUUGCACCAUUCACAGUGCAGAUGAAACUGAUUGGAUACCUUUGCACCAUAAAUAUGGAAAUUCCUAUUUCCCCUUUCUUUUUUCGUUAUCAAAAAUAAUGUUAGUAAAACAAAGGAAUAUCGAAUUAACAAAAAAAAAACAAAUUCUCGUAUAAGUGCAUUAAAAGUAUCACCCAUUGUUAUUACGAAAAUAAACUCCAGUACUAAGGGUUAGUACGAGUUUGAGCUCACGAAAACUAUCAUAGUUUUCUUAAUUGUAAAUUAUGUUUCUAUGUCAAUUUUGGUGAAAAGUAACCAAAUAAAUUUAAAUUUUAAGAAGACACAAAUGAUUUAAUGUUAGAAUUUAAACACUGUUUAUUUCUAUUGAACCGAAAACAAUAAAAUCAGUACCCUUAAUACGAGUGCGAGCUCACGAAAACUAUCAUUGUUUUCGUAAUCGUAAAACUCGUACUAAGGGUAAACUCGUACUUUAAAGAUAAAUGUAAUUUUCUUUAUUACAUUUAUCUUUAAAGGUAAAUUUCUAAAUAGAUAACCGCAUUUAUAGUUACUCAUCAUCACAAUGGUGAUGGCAGAUGUCACUGUCUAUGGGUAGGCACUGAGGUUCCUUUACCCCAUGGUGCAAACGAAACUUAUCAGUUUCAUCUGCACCAUUGAUGGUGCAAGUGAAUGAUGCAUUCGGUGCAAACGAGAUUUUAUAGUAAUGCGAUAAAUUGUUAGUUUUAAAUUUAUUACAAGUAAGAAACAUUAUUUCUCUAUUUUGUUAUUAUUUAUGUUUUAAACUAUUUAAAUAAAAUAAUUUAACAGAAGAGGUAUUUAAUAAUUUUUAAAACUUGUAUUUUUUUCUAUUCUUUUGUUUGCCUAACGGUAAAUAUUAAGGUGCGGAGAUAAUGGUGAAGUUACUUUAUAACGUUUCCGAAAAUCAGUUCGAUACGCUUCUACUCUGCGCUAUUUAGUAUGAAUUGACCCUUACAAAUUGACUGCAGCUCUAAAAGCGCCUACUGACAUGCCUGCCGCAGGGACAAUCUAGGGUCCACGGCGGUCGGGCCAAUAUCGGCUUGUCACUACACACAUGCCUACUAUUCAAUGUUCGGGCGUAUGUUGAGCUAACCACACGCGUUGAUGAUGGUCCCAGUGUUAUCAAAAAUAUGUUACCGUAAAAGAGGAAAUACUGGGUGAAGAAUUGGCAACAGAAAGAAAUCUAUUGUAAAUAAGUAAUGUUUAUGUUAUUAGAAAAAAAUCCACGCGGACCUGGCAGUAGCCGGAGCUUGAACCCUUCGCUAUCCGGGCGAAUGCACUGAUCAAUUAUGCUACCGCGGCCCCGACGGCCGUAUCGAAUUCUUUCUAGCCUUUCUAGAAAAUUGCCCCAACUUGCCAACACACAUCAAAAUUCAGGAGGCAAUUAAGGGUCAUCCCCACUCUUACACCCUAGAUUGUCCCUGCGGCAGGCAUUUCAGUAGGCGCUUUAAAGAUACUCUAAGACCUCCGCGACCACGGGUAACUGGAGCCGGGGUCCAAGUCUUAGUUAGAGACGCCUUCUAGUAGAGGCCUCCCCUUCAGGUAUGAGUAGUCUAGAGGCUCUAGAUGGAGAGGAGACUUCCCUAGACUCGGGUGACUGGAACACCUCUAGAGGCGCUUGGCAAUACACUGAGGUCCCUUGACGAUCUCGUCGCCAAAACCCCCAACUCGGUAACGCUG